ACGAGGACAUUGCUGAGGCCAUAAGCCAUGAGGAAUACAUAACACACUAAGUAACUGAGAGACAAGAUUGUGAGCCGGGCUACUCAUCCCAGGUGAAUCAUGUCUGCGGCUUUGGAUGAAUACUGCGGCUCUGUGUUCUGGAAUUCUUCCUUCCUGGAUAGGCCCGACCCAGAUUUGCCGGUCUGUUUCCAACAAACUGUCCUCGUCUGGAUCCCUCUUAUAUUCUUCUGGCUCUUCGCUCCAUGGCAACUCAUCAACUGGUGCAGAUCUGGGAAAGCGAAAUCCCCCAUCACCAAACUUUACCUGGCCAAGCAGUUCUUCACCUUGCUACUUUUCUUCACAUCGGUUGCUGGAAUUGGGAUCACAGUUUGGGAGCAUGUAAAAGAACAAUCUGCCACUUAUCCUGACAAAAUUGUCCCUGCUGUGCUGUACAUUAAUCCCCCCCUGCAUACUGUUACAUGGGUCAUGGUGUUACUAAUUCACCACGCUCGGCGAUACUGUAUCCGUGCGGAUUCCGGAUCUCUUUUCAUCUUCUGGAUCCUCUGUAUCGUUUGUGGGGUUUUCCCAUUCCAGUCAUUAAUUCGGGAAUCGCUGAAGGGAGAUAUUCCCGACCUCCCCAGAUUCUGCUUGUUUUUCAUCUCAUAUAGUCUCCAAAUUAUUAUAGUUAUCGUCUCUUCCAUCUCAGAGACAAGUGACCUCACAAAGAAGAAUCCUGAAUUAACAGCAUCUUUUCUAAGUAGAAUCACCUUCAGCUGGUAUGAAAGCCUUGUCUGGAAAGGGUACAAGCACCCUUUAGUCAUGGAAGACCUCUGGGAAUUAAAUAAAGAGGAUAAAACUAAAUUCACAUAUGAAGCGUUUGAGAAACAAAUGAAGAAAGAAGUAACCAAAGCAAAGAAGGAGCUGGCGAAACGGCGGAAUAAGUGGAAACAGAAGCACAACACUAUUGAAAUGAACGGACUGAGCAAGGCCCAGAGCCGGGAUAUGCUGGUGGGGGAAGAAAAGGAAAAGGGUAAAAAGAAAAAAGAAUCUAUAGCAGGAACCAGUAAAGAUUUCCCCAAGUCCUGGCUAUUCAAGACCCUGAUUAAAAUCUUCUCCAAUAUACUACUCAAGUCCGCGUUCUUUAAGCUCAUCCAUGAUGUGCUGGUGUUCGUCAACCCACAGAUCUUGAAAGCGAUGGUCUCAUUCACGGCUAACCCGGCGGAGCAUCUGUGGACGGGAUAUCUCUACGCUGUCCUUCUGCUUGUAGCCGCUUUCAUUCAGUCGCUGUGUCUGCAGCAGUAUUUUCAGGGCUGCUUUGUGCUGGGGAUGAGGGUCCGUACUACCCUAAUGGCUGCAGUAUACAGAAAGGCGCUGACUGUCUCCAAUGCCACCCGGAAAGAGGCAACAGUGGGGGAGACGGUAAACCUGAUGUCGGCAGAUGCACAGAAAUUCAUGGAUCUCACUAACUUCAUUCAUCUCAUCUGGUCAUCACCCUUGCAGAUUGCUAUUUCUGUUGUCUUCCUGUGGGUAGAGCUUGGACCUUCAGUCAUGGCUGGUCUUGCAGUGAUGGUCCUGCUGAUCCCCAUCAAUGCUGUUCUAGCCACCAAGUCUAAGUCCUUCCAGAUGAGAAACAUGCAAAAUAAAGACAAGCGGCUGAAAAUAAUGAAUGAGAUUCUCAAUGGUAUCAAGAUCUUAAAGCUGUAUGCCUGGGAACCGUCAUUUGAGAAACAGGUGCAGGAGAUCCGUGAGAAGGAGCUGAAGGACAUGUUACACUUCGCUUAUCUCUUCUCUGUGUCCCUCUUCAUCUUUACCUGUGCACCAUUCCUGGUGUCGGUUGCCAGUUUCGCUGUGUACGUGGUGGUGGAUACAGACAAUGUGCUGACUGCAGAGAGAGCGUUUACAUCCAUAUCUCUGUUUAAUGUCCUGCGCUUCCCUCUCUCCAUGCUACCCAUGCUUAUCUCUAACAUGGUGCAGACCAACGUGUCCUGUGCCCGGCUGGAGAAGUAUCUCGGAGGCGAUGACUUGGAUAACUCAGCUAUCCACAAUGAUCCUGAUGUUGAUGCAGCAAUCCAGUUUUCUGAUGCCACCUUUACCUGGGAGCCGGACACUUCCCCAGCAGUUAAAAAUGUUAACCUGGACAUUAAGGAAGGUCAUCUAGUUGCGGUUGUUGGAGGAGUGGGGUCAGGAAAAUCUUCCCUUGUUUCUGCAAUGCUCGGAGAGAUGGACCAUAUAAGCGGGCACAUCAAUAUAAAGGGCUCUGUGGCCUACGUUCCUCAGCAAGCCUGGAUCCAGAACGCCACUCUGAAAGAUAAUAUCCUGUUUGGGGCACCUCUGGAUGAAGUGCGGUACCAGCGAGUCCUAGAGGCGUGCGCCCUGCUCCCAGAUUUGGAGAUACUGCCUGGAAGGGAUCUUUCUGAAAUUGGAGAAAAGGGCAUAAACUUAAGUGGAGGACAGAAGCAGCGUGUGAGUCUGGCCCGGGCAGUGUACCAAGACACAGACAUAUACAUCCUUGAUGACCCGCUCUCGGCUGUGGAUGCCCACGUUGGGAAACACAUAUUUGAGAAGGUGAUCGGCCCUGGUGGAUUACUGAAAAACAAGACCCGUAUCCUGGUCACCCAUGGUGUUAGUUUCCUGAAGCACACGGAUGAAAUAGUGGUGUUAGUGGAUGGCGUCGUCACUGAGACCGGAUCGUACAAAACCUUACUGGCAAACAACGGAGCAUUCGCAGAGUUUCUCAGGACCUAUGCGAAGCAAGACCAUGCCUGGGAUAUAGAACCUACAGUGUUACUUGGUGCAGACGAGGAGGAAGAUGGUGAAGACCCAGUGGAGCAGGCUGCAGAAAUUGCAGCAGACAUUGUGACAGCUACACUAAAGAGAGAGAACAGUCUGCAUGCCAGAAAGCUCAGCAGUAUGAAUGGCUCUAUAAGAAAGUCGCUCAAGGAUGUAGCGAAGAACAAGGCAGCAGAUACGCAGAUCGUGACCAAAGGACAACAACUUAUCGAGAAGGAAACGGUAGAGACAGGAAAGGUGAAGUUUUCUCUGUACAUGAAGUAUCUCCGCGCAGUCGGCUGGGGCUACUCCUUCUGGAUAUCUGUGAACUAUAUCUUGCAGAACGUUGCCUUUGUUGGACAGAACAUUUGGUUGAGUGAAUGGACCACAGACGCACAGACGUAUUAUAAUAAGACCUAUCCGACGUCGCAGAGAGACAUGAGGGUGGGGGUAUUUGGAGCUCUGGGGGUGGCACAAGGCUUCUUCGUGUUUCUCGGUGCAUUUCUGGUGGCUGCCGGUACAGUCCGCGCUUCAAGGCUGCUUCACGCACAGCUCCUUCGCAAUAUCCUACACACUCCUAUGACUUUCUUUGACACCACCCCAACUGGGCGGAUUGUGAACAGAUUUGCCAAGGACAUCUUUACUGUGGACGAGACCAUCCCCAUGUCAUUCCGCAGCUGGUUAAACUGUGUAUUGGGUGUGAUCAGCACCUUGUUUUUGAUCUGUUUGGCCACUCCUAUCUUUGCUGCCGUCAUUGUACCACUGACCAUUUUCUAUUACUUUGUUCAGAGGUUCUAUGUCAACACCUCCCGACAGCUCAGGCGUCUGGAUUCGGUCACAAGGUCGCCCAUCUAUUCCCAUUUCGGGGAGACGGUCUCCGGCCUGUCGGUCAUCCGCGCUUACAGACAUCAGCAGAGAUUCCUCCAACAUAAUGAAGAUACCAUCGACAUCAACCAGAAAAGCGUUUAUUCCUGGAUCGUCUCCAACAGGUGGUUGGCUAUUCGUCUGGAGUUCGUUGGGAACUUGACCGUAUUCUUUGCUGCGCUCUUUGCGGUGUUGGCCCGUGGCACCGUGGACAGUGGUAUUGUCGGACUGUCUAUCUCCUCAGCACUCAAUAUAACUCAGACCCUUAACUGGCUGGUGCGGAUGACGUCUGAGCUGGAGACAAACAUUGUCGCUGUAGAGCGUGUGGAUGAGUAUAUCAAAGUGGAGAACGAGGCACCGUGGGAAACACAGAAGCGCCCCUCACAGGACUGGCCGGACAAAGGGGUUGUGCAGUUUCUCGACUACAAGGUCCGUUACCGUCCUGAAUUAGAUCUUGUUCUCCAUGGGAUAUCAUGCACAGUGGAGAGCACGGAGAAGGUGGGAAUUGUCGGGAGAACAGGGGCUGGAAAAUCCUCCCUCACUAACUGCAUCUUCCGGAUCAUCGAGUCGGCCGGCGGAAAGAUCCUCAUCGAUGGUGUGGACAUUUCUACUAUAGGUCUCCAUGAGCUGCGCAAGAAACUGACCAUAAUCCCUCAGGACCCUGUGCUGUUCUCGGGGACCCUGCGGAUGAACCUGGACCCGUUUAAUGAGUAUAAUGACGAGGAAGUCUGGAAAGCUCUUGAGCUCUCUCACCUCAAGCCGUACAUAGAGGAGCUGCAGGAGAGACUCUUCUACGAAGUGAGCGAAGGAGGAGAAAACCUGAGUGUCGGCCAGAGGCAGCUGCUGUGCCUGGCCCGGGCGCUACUUCGGAAAUCCAAAAUCCUGAUUCUGGAUGAAGCCACGGCCGCCGUGGAUCUGGAAACGGAUCAUUUAAUCCAGAAAACAAUCCGCAGCGAAUUUGCAGACUGCACCGUGCUAACCAUCGCGCAUCGGCUGCACACCAUCAUGGACAGCAACAAAGUAAUGGUGUUGGACGCCGGCAGAAUCGUAGAAUACGGAGACCCGGAACACCUCUUGGCGAGCCAGGGACACUUCGCCUCUAUGGCCAAGGAUGCCGGGAUAACGGACACCAACAGCACCACGUUGUAAAUCCUAAAGGACGCGGCCAUGUGUGGCAAAACCACAAAACGGGCAACCUGAUGCCCAAAAAGCCAAGAAAACAAAAAUAAACUAAUAAAAGCAAAAGAACAAUGAAACGUCCGCUUAGACGACAGCACAGUAUGUAAAUGUGGCAUUAUAUUGUGAUAUGAGGUCUCAGUGUCCCACAUUCCACAUGCACACCCGAUAGCGGUGUCAUUAUCAGCUCCUUACUGUCUCUUGCUAAUGCCCGGGGUGACUGCGGAGUGCUGUUUACUAAGCUAAACCAGAUGAAGAUGAAGGAGAUCGUCGCUCAUUGCCGCAGACUACAAAGAAAUCUCUAAAGAAACUUAGAUGUAGGACCACAAGUCACAGCAUACCCUCUCAGGACUGCUAUAAAGAACAUUUACAGUUGCUAUUCAAUUUUUCAUUUGGUAAAACCAUUAUUGCUGGGUUCCUUCAUAUAAAUACACUGGUGCAAAAAAAAUUGUCCUAACCCUACAUGUAACCUGUGAUAGCAUUGCUACUUUCCCAAUAAUUCCCCAGGGUGAGACUAUUGCCCCAUCAUGUUACCCUACAUGUAACCUGUGAUAUCACUGCUACUUUCCCAAUAAUUCCCCAGGGUGAGACUGUUGCGCCAUCAUGUUACCCUACAUGUAACCUGUGAUAGCAUUGCUACUUUCCCAAUAAUUCCCCAGGGUGAGACUGUUGCCCCAUCAUGUUACCCUACAUGUAACCUGUGAUAGCACUGCUACUUACCCAAUAAUUUCCAAGGGUGAGACUAUUGCCCCAUCAUGUUACCGUACAUAUAACCUGUGAUAGCAUUGCUCCUUACCCAGUAAUUACCCUAGGGUGAGACUAAUGCCCCAUCAUGUUACCCUACAUAUAACCUGUGAUAGCAUUGCUACUUACCCAGUAAUUCCCCAGGGUGAGACUAUUGCCCCAUCAUGUUACCCUACAUAUAACCUGUGAUAGCAUUGCUACUUACCCAGUAAUUCCCCAGGGUGAGACUAGUGCCCCAUCAUGUUACCCUACAUAUAACCUGUGAUAGCAUUGCUACUUACCCAAUAAUUGCCCAUGGUGAGACUAUUGCCCCAUGAUGUUACCCCACAUAUAACCUGUGAUAGCACUGCUACUUACCCAGUAAUUACCCUAGGUGAGACUAUUGCCUCAUCAUGUUACCCUACAUGUAACCUGUGAUAGCAUUGCUACUUACUCAGUAAUUGCCCAGGGUGAGACUAUUGCCCCAUGAUGUUACCCCACAUAUAACCUGUGAUAGCAUUGCUACUUACCCAAUCAUUUUCCAGGGUGAGACUAUUGCGCCAUUAUGUUACCCUACAUAUAACCUGUGAUAGCACUGCUCCUUACCCAGUAAUUACCCUAGGGUGAGACUAUUGCCCCAUCAUGUUACCCUACAUGUAACCAGUGAUAGCAUUGUUACUUACCCAGUAAUUCUCCAGGGUGAGACUAUUGCCCCAUCAUGUUACCCUACAUGUAACCAGUGAUAGCAUUGUUACUUACCCAGUAAUUACCCAGGGUGAGACUAUUGCGCCAUCAUGUUACCCUACAUAUAACCUGUGAUAGCACUGCUCCUUACCCAGUAAUUACCCUAGGGUGAGACUAUUGCCCCAUCAUGUUACCCUACAUGUAACCAGUGAUAGCAUUGUUACUUACCCAGUAAUUCCCCAGGGUGAGCCUAUUGCCCCAUCAUGUUACCCUACAUGUAACCAGUGAUAGCAUUGUUACUUACCCAGUAAUUACCCAGGGUGAGACUAUUGCGCCAUCAUGUUACCCUACAUAUAACCUGUGAUAGCACUGCUCCUUACCCAGUAAUUACCCUAGGGUGAGACUAUUGCCCCAUCAUGUUACCCUACAUGUAACCAGUGAUAGCAUUGUUACUUACCCAGUAAUUCCCCAGGGUGAGACUAUUGCCCCAUCAUGUUGCAGUGUAAGAGGUUAUCCACAUCCUGUUGCCUAAUGGCUCAUGUAGACGACUUGCUGAGACCACGGGGUAGCUAUAAUAAUGAGCAGGUUGGUAAAGGUGGCUUUUACCUGGUUUAGCAUCUAUUACUAUCUUAAAGCUAUGACGACUGUCAGCUUUGACAAGCCGCUCCUUAAUACAUUUACCCCCCCACAUUAGCAAUUACCCUGAUUGCACCUUUGCAAAAACCUCUGGGUAUUUUGAUUUGCUACAUAUAGGUUUCUUAUGCCUGUUUAGGGGACAUAUUUACUAAUUUUUAGGUUCUGGACCUGAAAAUGCUAAUAAUAUUGCUGCUGUUCACUAUAAGAAAUAAUCCACUGCUGGGAUGCACUAUUGUACACAUGUGAUGUCCCAAAUUAAUGCCACGAAUAGUGAGUGCCCGAUGCUUUUUGCUAGGCAAAUUCGGCAAGAAAGCAGCCCCAGAGGUUUCUAUAAAGACUGCGCGCAAAACCAGCAGAUCGCAGCAGAUAUCAGAGGAUACUUAUUAUUUGUAGGUACGUUCCAAAAAUGGGUGUUUUGGGGGAAUAACCUGCAAAUAAUAAUUGAUAAAUAGACCCCAAAGACAGAGAUACCACCUAACCCCCCACCUCAAACAAUGACCCAUCUACUUCCGUGUAAUCAUGGUCUGAACAUUUUUAAAAAAAAUCUUAUUAGAACAAUUUGAAACCAAUCUGGUUCCAGGGUUUUCCGUUAUAUACCAUCCUCUGCACAUUGCCAUAUCAGGUAGUGUUACCAGCCCGGUGGGGUGCUAACUCAUUGACAAUACAGUCAGCAUUUUUGCCUGUUGGAUCAAAACAUUGCACCCUACCUAUAAUAUCCAAUUAGUAUGUUUCUAUAGCAUUCAUUUUAUGUACUUGUCUAAGGACCAGGAGCAGUGUAACUGAGAUACAAGACAAUGCUGUCAUAUUUAAUUGUUGUAUAUCUGUAUUAUGUAUUUCAAAAAAUAAAUUAAAAGAUUUUUUUUUUUAA
Pseudophryne corroboree (corroboree frog) is the source of this 7699-nucleotide messenger RNA. It is a transcript of the gene ABCC2, whose product is annotated as ATP binding cassette subfamily C member 2. The coding region runs from base 100 to 4761 and encodes 1553 amino acids. Gene Ontology annotation, biological process: transmembrane transport. NCBI's taxonomy places the organism in Eukaryota, Metazoa, Chordata, Amphibia, Anura, Myobatrachidae. The record is from RefSeq and is a predicted model, not a curated record. The transcript has 32 exons. Gene Ontology annotation, molecular function: ATP binding; ABC-type transporter activity; ATP hydrolysis activity. Gene Ontology annotation, cellular component: apical plasma membrane.